This is a messenger RNA of Polychytrium aggregatum, 1664 nucleotides long. RefSeq names its product TIP49 C-terminus-domain-containing protein. NCBI's taxonomy places the organism in Eukaryota, Fungi, Chytridiomycota, Chytridiomycetes, Polychytriales. Gene Ontology annotation, biological process: chromatin remodeling; regulation of transcription by RNA polymerase II; box C/D snoRNP assembly. The record is from RefSeq and is a predicted model, not a curated record. The coding region runs from base 85 to 1455 and encodes 456 amino acids. The transcript has 9 exons. Gene Ontology annotation, cellular component: R2TP complex; Ino80 complex; Swr1 complex. Gene Ontology annotation, molecular function: ATP hydrolysis activity; ATP binding; DNA helicase activity.
UGCGUCAAGAUCUCGACUGUUUCCGCCCCCGAGCCCAUCUGCACCCAUUCACACGCAAGCCGCCACCCCGCUCCUGCCAGCAGCAUGAAGAUUCAGGAAGUCCAGAGCACCUCGAAGGAGCAGAGAAUCGCCACCCAUUCACACAUCAAGGGACUCGGCCUCCGCGAUGACGGAACAGCCGAGCCUGUCGCCGCCGGCUUUGUCGGCCAGGAGAAUGCCAGAGAGGCCGCUGGUGUUGUUGUGGAUCUGAUCCGGUCGAAGAAGAUGGCCGGUCGGGCGGUGCUGAUGGCCGGUGCUCCAGGAACCGGAAAGACAGCGCUCGCGCUUGCUCUGUCUCAGGAGCUCGGCUCCAAGGUCCCGUUUUGCCCCAUGGUUGGCAGCGAGGUGUACUCCUCCGAGAUCAAGAAGACCGAGGUGUUGAUGGAGAACUUUAGGCGGGCAAUUGGUUUGCGAAUCAAGGAAGUCAAGGAGGUCUACGAAGGUGAGGUCACCGAAAUCACUCCAGAGGAGAGCGAGAACCCUCUGGGUGGCUAUGGCAAGACCGUCUCCCAUGUCAUCAUCGGCCUCAAAACCGUCAAGGGUACCAAGCAGCUCAAGCUGGAUCCGGUCAUCUACGAGAGCCUGCAGAAGGAAAAGGUGGCCCCUGGCGAUGUCAUCUACAUCGAGGCCAACAGCGGCGCCGUCAAGCGUGUUGGCCGCUCCGAUGCAUACGCAACAGAAUUCGAUCUCGAGGCCGAAGAGUAUGUGCCCAUCCCCAAGGGCGAGGUGCACAAGAAGAAGGAAAUCAUUCAGGACGUGACGCUGCACGAUCUCGAUGUUGCCAACGCUCGACCGCAGGGCGGCCAAGACAUCAUGUCGGUCAUGGGCCAGUUGAUGAAGCCCAAGAAAACAGAGAUCACGGAUAAGCUCCGCAAGGAGAUCAACAAGGUCGUCAACAAGUACAUUGAACAGGGUGUCGCCGAGCUCGUCCCCGGCGUUUUGUUCGUUGACGAGGUCCACAUGCUCGACAUCGAGUGCUUCACGUAUCUUAACCGUGCACUUGAGUCUUCGCUCUCGCCGAUCGUCAUCUUUGCGACCAAUCGCGGUAUCUGCACCAUUCGCGGGACCCAAGAUAUCGUGUCGCCUCACGGCAUCCCUGUUGAUCUGCUGGAUCGCCUGUUGAUUGUCCGCACGCUGCCCUACGCUCUGGGCGAGAUCAGGACCAUCCUCUCGAUCCGCGCCAAGACGGAGAGCAUCAACGUUAUCGAGGAAUCGCUGGACUAUCUUGCUGAUAUUGGCGUCAAGACGUCGCUCAGAUACGCGAUCCAACUCCUGAACCCGGCGAACGUGCUCGCCAAAAUCAACGGCAAGGAGGCGAUCGAGACUCCUGAGAUUGAAGAAGUCCACCAGCUGUUCCAUGACGCCAAGACCUCUGCCAAAAAUCUCCAGGAAACCUCGGAAAGCUACAUCGUUUAGGACGACUCAAAUCCGCUCGGGUUGGCACAUCCACUGCGACGGCGCCACUGGGGGACUGCCCUGGGCUGGAUCUGACCUGACCUGAUCAGCACUUUACUUAAUUUAUGAAAUAUGGACAGCACAAAGCUUGGUUGGAUGUGCUAGCCAUGAUCUUUUGUGAUGCCGUAAUACACAUGACGCAUGCCACCACUCCUUCCGGGACAUGGCCG